Messenger RNA from Prorocentrum cordatum, 1181 nucleotides. NCBI's taxonomy places the organism in Eukaryota, Dinophyceae, Prorocentrales, Prorocentraceae. The record is from the annotation of a GenBank genome assembly.
AGACUGGCGCCGGGCCUCCGCCUCGCGUCCAGCCUGACAUGGUUCUGGCGCAACGGCGGCCGAGGGAUGGCCGCGACUUCCGCUGCUGCGCAGGGAGCGCCUGCCUGGCCUGAUGGCUCCGCUGGCCGAGGAUCCCGCGUCGGAGCUGCUGGUCCACUGGAGGCAGAUUCUGGGCGCCUUCCUCGCGUUCCUCGUCACUGCGGGCGCAACCUACCACACUGCCCCGGUCCUGCUGCCCCACUGGCCGCGGAGUUCGGCGCGACGGAGUACGGCAUCUCGUGGCUCCCCGCCCUCUUCCAGCUCUCCAAGGGGCUCCUCACGCUGCCCGGCGGCUACGCGGCGCACCGCUUCGGAGCCGUGAGGUGCCUCCGCCUGGGGGCCGUCGUCGUCACCGCCGCGUCCCUGUGCUACCCGUUCGCGCAGGGCCUCCGGCUCCUGGGCGCCCUGCACGCCGUGUACGGCGCCGCCUACGACUUCUGCGGCAUCGCCACCUUCAUCGUCUUCACGACCUCGUGGUUCGAGCGGCACCGGGCGCUGGCGAUCGGGAUCCUCGUGACGGCCUUCAGCAUCGCCGGGGCCGUCUUCCCGCCCGUGGUCGCCCUGGUCGCGGCCCGGCACGGCUGGAGGGCUGCCGCCGCACUGUGCCCCGUGGCCAUGGUCGCGGUCGUCGUGCCGCUCGUGUUCGGCGUGCUCGGCGACGGCCCGCUGGCGGGCCAGCACGCCCCGCAGCAGCUGCCGCGGGCCGGAGAGGGCGACGGGAGGCCCUCCUCCAACUCGUGCUGGACCGGGCCCCGGGCGAUGUGCCCGAGUGCCUCGUCACCAGCGAGCCGGCCGCGGUGCAGGGGGGCGCCAGGCCGCGCGGCGCGGGGGGCGGGAGCGCGUCGGCCAGCUGCAUCGGGCGCGCGCACCUGGCGGCCCAGGACGACGAGGCCGCGGUCGCCGAUGGGGGGCUGCUGGGCCCGCCGCUCUCGUUCGCCUCGAGCCUGCGGCUCGGCGCCGUCUGGCACCUCGCGCUGAUGUCGCUCUACCAGCUGUACAUCCCGAGGCGGCGACACGGUGGCGGACCUGAACAAGGACGUCGGCAUGUCGCUGGAGAGGUGCAGCCUCUACUCCUCUUGGCGGCGCGCGCGAGGGCGGUGGCGUGAGGCGGCGGUCUCGCAAGAAGGCGGGCGCCUUCUCGG